UCUCACUUUGGGAUCAGCAAAACAUACAGACAAAUAGCUGGACGCGUUUGGCUAUGUGAUAAAUAGAUGAUAAAGUUAAAAAUAAAUAAGUACUCGUUUUGAUUUUCGUCAGCAUUUCGAAAAGGCAAUGCUUUUCGGCUAUCAAUAGAGUGACCAUCUUCACUGUUGACGAUCUCCGCCGCUCCUCCUCGUUGUGUGGCGCCCGCGGUGCUCGGGGCUCCGUUGUUGCUGGAUCAGAGAUGGGCUGAGGCGGAGAAGGGCGAACCUCCCACCAAGCAACUGCGAGGCGGUUACCGAGGUCACCCUUUGCGGGAGUUCUUAUUUGCGCUUCUCCCCCCCCCCUCCGCUCCUGUCCUCCUCUGCUUUUUCGGCCCGAGCAGGCCAGGGAAUGUCCCGGUGGCGCAAUGCCUUACGUGGACCGGCAGAAUCGCAUCUGUGGCUUCCUGGACAUCGAGGAGCACGAGAGCAGCGGCAAGUUCCUACGCCGCUACUUCAUCCUGGACACACAGCAGGGCAGCCUGGUGUGGUUCAUGGACAACCCGCAGAAUCUUCCAGUCGGCGCGGACUGCGUGGGCUCCCUCAAGCUCACUUACAUUUCUAAGGUCAGCGAUGCCACUAAGCUGCGGCCAAAGGCAGAGUUCUGUUUUGUCAUCAAUGCCGGGAUGAGGAAAGUAUUCCUGCAGGCCAAUGAUCAGCAGGACCUGGUGGACUGGGUCAACGCACUCAAUAAAGCUACUAAGAUCACGGUUCCAAAGGUCUCAGACUCCCAGCAGAAUUCUGAAAACCACAAGUCGUUGCAGGAUGCCGUGGGACCCAAGAAACAAGUGUCCUAUAAGACGGAGAUCAUAGGAGGGGUUCCCAUUGUUACCCAGACUCAGCAUGAAGGUGGCGAUGGGACAGAGCGAGCGGAGCGCGAGGCCAUGCAUCGGUCGCACAGCCAACUGCCAUACUUUCUGGGUAGGCCGACCCAGGACCACGUGGUCAUCAAGUCGGGCUAUUGCGUCAAGCAAGGCGCCGUGAUGAGGAACUGGAAACGGCGAUAUUUCCUCUUGGAGGAAAACUCCAUGAGCUACUUCAAGUCAGAUCUGGAGAAAGAGCCGCUGAGGAUGAUCCCGCUGAAGGAAGUUCACAAAGUGCAAGAGUGCAAGCAAAGUGACAUUAUGAUGCGUGACAAUCUGUUCGAGGUGGUCACCACAUCUCGGACAUUUUACAUUCAGGCGGACAGCCCCGAGGAAAUGCAUAGUUGGAUCAAGGCCGUCUCGGGGGCCAUCGUAGCCCAGCGUGGGCCCGGGAGGUCUGCUGCCACAAUGCGGCAGGCCAGACGGCUGUCGAACCCCUGUAUACAGAGGUAUACGUCUCGAAUUGGGGAGUGCAGCAGCACGAGCACACCGGCCGCUCCACAUUCUACCGCACCCCCGCGGGCCCCCCCGUCCCUCGCUCGCCCGUAUCCUCCGCGCCACCCGGGCAGCCAGAUUGGGGCGAUUCCGCCGCCGCCCCCGUUGCGUGCGGCCCACGCUCGGAGCCUGGCGUGGGACAGCGAGCACUUCAUGAGCCUGUUACCCCGGCCCACUCGGAGCCGCACCCCAGCCCGCCUCUCCCUGCAGGAGACGCGGCUGGCGAAGUGAGCCCCUCCGGCGAGGAGUCGCCGUGGCGGCGGCGGAGCGCCCUGGAGCCGCACGCGCCCGAGCCCAAGCCCCCCUUGAACCUGGAUGACGCCGACCUGCCGGUGAGCGAGGUCUGAGCAGGACUAGUUCGACCCAAAACGGCUGACGGAGUGAGCAAUUGUUGUAGGGGACACGAGGCGGCCAGCGUUGAACUUACGACCUCCUCCUUUCCUGGUGCUGUCGGUGCUAGCACACACACACACAAGAAAAAAAAGACGGGUCAUCCUCCUGAACUUGUGUGCCAAAGAUGACCCAGUCUUCACCCGCAGUCCACCCGCUCAUUUAUUUACCUUGGCGUAUUUAUUCGGCAAACGAAAUGACGAAUGGACACUUUUCAGCCGUGACAUCAGACCACUCCAGCUCAGACUCUCCCUGUCGUUACCUUUACUUACGCUGCUUGAGUUCAAUAGUGGUGUCUUUUAAAAAAAAAAAAAAAAAAAAAAGGAGCUAAAGGAAAAAACACAUCAGCUGAGAUGCUAAAAUGCAAAAGUUUAACACCUUCCCCUUGUCUAUCAACCAAAAAAAGCAGUACGCUCAACUUAAACUCAGCCUGAUUAACAAUAUGGACGGCGAGCCUUCGUUAGCUUUCCAAUUUCACCGUUGAUCAGAAAGUCAAAGCGCUCAAACUGCGCGGAAAUCGACAACCCCGUACUAUUAUCAACCAUUUUACUGAAUUAUUAGCAUCUCCUUUCAUUAGCGAAAUAAAGGGUAGCUAGCGGGGGAGAAAAGGGGCCGUGCGGUCCGAUGUCACUGUGAAAACGGGUCCUGCUGUCUUGGGAUAUCGAGGGCGUGUUCCGCUUCACGAGGAUGCACCUCUUUGACCACUAAGUGCCAAGAAUAAAAGGGAGCGUUUAGGGAUCACAAAAAACAAAAAAAAAAAAAACAAGAGGACUGAUCUUUUCAUCUCUCUAAUGGACCGAGUAUAAAUAAGCUGUGUGGUUCUUACACUCUCUUAACACUGGACUUAACCCCGUUUUUGUUUAACAAGUGUCACUCUCCAGCCCCGCCGUUUGGAUUUUUCAUACAUUGGUUCUUGACUGUUUUAGGACUACCCGCAACCACGCUAAUAGCAUAAUUGCCCAAGUCAUUUUUUAAAGGUUUUCUGUGAACAAAAAAAAAAAAUUCAACUAACGAGAGUCCAGUUUUUUCAAUUCAACUUUUGCUGAUUACCAUGAUCAAGAAUUAAACAGACAUAACGGAAAAAAAACAAAAUAUAUAUAUAUAUAUAUAUCAAGCAGAUUUGUGUUUUUAUUGGUGCCGUUACAUUAAGCCAAAUAUGACUUGGGCAAAUAAGCUAUGAGGCAAAUGAUAUUAAUAAGUCUAUGUUGAGACUAAAUGUGUGUUUUUGUGUGUGUCUGUUGCAGCGGUUAAAAGUUUUACGUACUCGAGCUCAAUGGACCUUUCCGACUGGCGAUCUUCAGCUCUGCCCCCCUUAGAUACAGUUGCCAUGCCCCACAAUCUUGCAAAAUGGCGACUGAACAGAAUAGGUUUGAACUGGAUCCUCAUAUCGCGUAUUCCAGAUAAUAUUGGGGUAUGUUUUUUUGCCAAAUGUGUCGGACUAUGUCCAAGAGAGUUCUACAGGGAGGUCUCAACUAUUUCACGCAAGGGUACGUACACGGAACUAAGAUUUUGGACGCAAUGUCAGUGUUACACCGAAAUGUUGGUGAUCAAUGCAAAAAAUUUGACACCUCACAAACUUCAUAUUGAAAUCCAACAGGAUAAAAUAGUGGAAUCGUACUGAGCAUGUAAAGCAGGGUGAGUACUUUUUGCUUGGAAACGUCACGAGUAAUAUCAUUCUGGUCUUUAAAAAUGAGUGGGUGUAUUCAUUUGACUUGGCUGGUAAUGGAACCCAGUGCGCUUUCUUAAAAGUCCCAUUUGAUACAAAGACAUUUCUCUUCCACGACAUCUCGCAUUUACGUAUUACAAACACGACUCGUUGGCAUAAAACAUGACACACUUCGUUCAGCGGGUCAGUGAUACGCUAACAAAGUGAGAGUUGUUCUCCAAUAUAUAAGGCACUGAUAAUAAUUCAAUCAAACUCCGAGAAGAUACUUCUCCUUCACUUACCUUCGAACAUACAGCAUUGUGUUUGUUGAUAUUGUUCACAUUUAGUUGUACGCGCGCUCUUCCGCGAGCCUUAAUCCAUCGUAGAUACUUCAACUGUGUUUUAGGCUUUGGUAAAUGAAUCAAGCGUGCCCCUUGUAACCUAGCCGGAUAUCUUUCAUCAGAAUCGCACGUUCCCCAAGCGCAUGUGAGGACCAUUUUCUUUGAACGUUAAAUUUUCCAAGCGCACGCUACUGACAACCAGUAUUGCUCGUGGGAGAAUAUGGCGAGAGAGGCGUGUCAAGCCAGGGGUUAAGACAACGCGGCUAUCUGAUUGGCUAUUAUUGUACAAGUGAUUGACAGGUCGGAAAGGUCCAUUAGCCUCACCGCUAAGAGUAGUGCACCAGUCUUCAAAGCACUGCAAGGUUUCUUUUCUUUCGGGUUUUUUUUUUUUUGUCAUUUUGCUGUUUCCAUUAAAAACACGUUUUAAAAAGACAAGUAAAUCUUGUAUAUUUUAAUGACUCCCGACUUGGGAUGGGCAAAAAAAAAACAAAAGCGAUUCAUUGUGCGGUGUUGUUGAUUCAUCGUUUCUUCAAGCCAUCGAGACAAAAAUGUCGUGCUCGCCUUUCACAUCCAUUCUUUAACGUACUUGCUAUGCUGUCGAAAGGAAGCACAACACAAGUCAGUUAAUUCUCCUAUUUCUAGAUUUUUUUUCAUCCAGAGCUGCUCUUUGUCCGCAUGAGUGUUUUCAGAUUUAGUUUUUUAUUUUUCCAUUGCUUUUUGUACAUAUGUGCUGUGUAGUACAUGUAGGCUUCUUUGCUUCGUUGCUAAUGUGUUACCGUAGCGGACCCCCUCUCUGCUGUGGUCCAAUUAAUAUACAGUACUCACCAUUCAAACUUGAAUCAUUUCACAUCCCAAGCUAUUUUAAUAUCCAUUCCCGUCUGGUGUCAUAGCUCUGGAUUGUCUCUAUUUAUUAUGUGGAUUAAAUAAACAGUGGAAAUGUG
Messenger RNA from Syngnathoides biaculeatus (alligator pipefish), 4711 nucleotides. RefSeq names its product pleckstrin homology domain-containing family A member 1-like. Bases 405 to 1625 code for a protein of 406 amino acids. Gene Ontology annotation, molecular function: PDZ domain binding. Gene Ontology annotation, cellular component: cytoplasm; membrane. The record is from RefSeq and is a predicted model, not a curated record. The transcript is spliced from 13 exons. Lineage: Eukaryota; Metazoa; Chordata; Actinopteri; Syngnathiformes; Syngnathidae.